UCAUUUCAGCGUGUUGUUCAGUCGGAUCUGAUUCAGCCCCGGUUGUACAUCCCACCAUGCGAUACUUGCGGUGUUUAGCCCUGUUGACUUUACUCACCUUCUCCGCCGCAGACAUCCCCUUCCGUAACGCCACCCUACCGUGGCAGGUGCGUGUCGAGGACGUCGUCGGGAGACUGACCAUCCAGGAGAUUCAGACCCAGCUAGCCAGUGGUCAGGGACAAGCUCCCCCGAUAUCUAGACUGGGGAUCAACCAGUACUCCUGGUGGUCAAACUGUGGGAGGGGGGAUGUAGCGCAGAACGCUACUGCCUUUCCCCAGGGGAUCGGAAUUGGGGCGUCGUUUGACAAGGAUUUGAUUUACCGAAUAGCCGAGGCCAGCAGCACAGAAGUCCGAGCCUACUACAAUUACUUCAUGAAGACGGGUGCUACUCUGGAUGUACAUAUGGCGAUCAGCUGUUUCAGCCCUAACAUGGACACGUUCAGGGACCCCCGAUGGGGAAGGGGUCAGGAAACACUCAGUGAAGACCCGUACCAUGCUGGCGAGAUGGGGUACCACCACGUCAAGGGUCUCCAUGGUACCCAUCCUCGAUACCUGAGGACCAGUUCUGGCUGUAAACACUUUGACGUGUCUGGUGGACCUGAGAACUGGCCAAUGUCCAGACAGGUGUUUGAUGCACAGGUUUCAGAACGAGACUGGAGGUCGUACUUCCUUCCUCCCUUCAGGCGAUGUGUUGAAGCUGGGGCCUACAGCUUGAUCUGUGCUUAUAACAGCAUCAACGGUGUCCCCGCCUGCGCCAACAAGAAGCUGUUGACUGACAUACUGAGGGGGGAGUGGAACUUCACCGGCUACAUCGCAGCAGACGCCGGCGAGAUCCUCAACAUCAUCACCGUACAUAAAUACUUGAACAACACCGUCGACACCGCUGCAGCUUGUCUCAAGGCCGGGUGUAACCUGGAAGUUCAGUCUGGCGAUAAGAGAGUGUAUAACUCAAUAAUUCCGGCGAUACAACAGAACAAACUGACAGAGUCGUUUGUCCGGGACCAGAUCAAGCCACUCUUCUACACCAGACUGAGGCUAGGAGAGUUUGACCCACCGGAAAUGAACCCUUACAACUACCUUGACAUUGAUGACGUCGUGCUGAGCUCCACACACCGACAGCUGGCUGUAGAGGCAGCCAUCAAGAGCUUCGUCUUGCUGAAAAAUGACAACGGUUUUCUGCCGAUCAAAUCACAUUUUGAUAAAGUUGCUGUUGUAGGACCAAUGUCAAAUGACACAGAACAACUGUUUGGUGACUACGCACCAAAGACCGACCCCCGCUUUAUCACGUCCCCUCUGAGCGGGCUGCUGAAACUGGGCAAUGCUGCCCUGUACGCCGCAGGCUGCUCCAGCACCGCUUGCAACGACUACAACAGGACUAACGUGGUGAAUGCACUUGGAGGAGCUGAUGCCGUCUUUGUAUGCUUGGGGACAGGUCAGGCCAUCGAGGCGGAGGGACAUGACCGACAAAACCUCACUCUGCCGGGACAGCAGCUGCAGCUUCUACAGGACGUCGUCAGCAACACCAACAAACCAGUGGUGCUACUGCUAUUUACUGGGGGACCAAUCAACAUUAACUGGGCGAUAACGGCUCCAGGUGUUGUCGCAAUCAUGGAAUGUUUCCUUCCGGCUCAGGCGGCCGGCGACGCCAUCUUUGCUUCCCUCACAAACGCCGGGGAGGGGUCUGUGCCAGCUGCCAGACUGCCUUACACGUGGCCGAGCAGUGAUUCCCAGAUUCCUCCGAUGGUGAACUAUUCUAUGGCUGGUCGGACAUACUGGUUCUUUGAUGGAGAGCCGGCCUUCCCCUACGGCUACGGCUUGUCGUACACCACGUUCAGAUAUGAUGACUUUACCUGCGACAUCACCGUCAUUGCGGGGGAGGGGCUGUGGUGUAGUGUCACUGUCUACAACACGGGGUCGUAUGACGCUGAUGAGGUUUCCCAGGCCUACAUGUCGUGGCAAAAUACGUCACUUCCUGUACCCAGAAUUCAGCUGGUAUCGUUCACCAGGACAACCAUCGCGUCCGGUAGGUCUGCUGUUUACGAGUUUACACUGGACCCCAGGAACAUGGCCGUAUGGACAGAUAACGAUGGAUGGGUGGUACUCCCAGGUACAAUGAAUAUCUAUGUUGGAGGCCAGCAGCCCAAUCAGCGGAUGUCUGUCGGAUCUAACGUGUUGCAGCGGCAGUUUCAAAUUAUAGGAACUAAAAUAUUAGGAAAAUAUUAA
Messenger RNA from Haliotis rubra (blacklip abalone), 2261 nucleotides. RefSeq names its product probable beta-D-xylosidase 5. NCBI's taxonomy places the organism in Eukaryota, Metazoa, Mollusca, Gastropoda, Lepetellida, Haliotidae. Gene Ontology annotation, cellular component: plant-type cell wall. The record is from RefSeq and is a predicted model, not a curated record. Gene Ontology annotation, biological process: arabinan catabolic process; xylan catabolic process. Gene Ontology annotation, molecular function: xylan 1,4-beta-xylosidase activity; alpha-L-arabinofuranosidase activity.